Boleophthalmus pectinirostris (great blue-spotted mudskipper) is the source of this 1542-nucleotide messenger RNA. Its product is annotated as homeodomain-interacting protein kinase 3-like. Lineage: Eukaryota; Metazoa; Chordata; Actinopteri; Gobiiformes; Gobiidae. The transcript is spliced from 2 exons. Bases 1 to 1542 code for a protein of 513 amino acids. The record is from RefSeq and is a predicted model, not a curated record. Gene Ontology annotation, cellular component: cytoplasm; nucleus; PML body. Gene Ontology annotation, biological process: positive regulation of transcription by RNA polymerase II; intrinsic apoptotic signaling pathway in response to DNA damage by p53 class mediator; peptidyl-threonine phosphorylation. Gene Ontology annotation, molecular function: ATP binding; protein tyrosine kinase activity; protein serine/threonine kinase activity.
AUGAAUUUCACCGGUUUCGCGCAAACCAACCCCGAAACCAAAUACGAGGUUUUGGGAGUCAUCGGAGAGGGCGGGUACGGUACUGUUACCAAGUGCCGUGAUCGAGUGACAGGGGAACUUGUCGCUCUAAAACGCCUCAAAGAUGACAGAACCUCCUCCCAAAAUUUCCACCGGGAAUUGGAGAUGUUAAGUUACGUCAAGGAGCUACACCCAGACAGCUUCAAUCUGGUCAAACUGGUUGACUUUUUUGACCAUGAUGGCUGUGGAUCUCUUGCGUUUGAGAUGCUAGAUGUAAGUGCCUACCAUCUCUGGAAAAGGAUGAAGAGUUUCACGCUGAGCCAAAUACGACCGAUGGCGAAGCAGCUCUUGACAGCUCUUCAUGGUUUACGUUGUGUUGGUGUAAUGCACACGGACGUUAAACCUGAUAAUAUUAUGCUGGUAAACCAAAAGGAGAGGCCAUUUAAAGUGAAGUUGAUCGAUUUUGGCUUGGCAAGGUACUCUGGAGAAGUACUAACUGGAGAAGUGAUGCAGCCAAUUUCGUACCGUGCCCCAGAAGUAACUCUGGGUCUUCCACUUUGGGAGGCAGUUGACAUGUGGGGUCUGGCUUGCUGUCUCCUUCGCUGGUUUGUCCGCAGCACAGAUUUCACUGGCUUUUCCGAAUUCGACUUCCUGAUCAAGAUUGUGCGCUUCUUUGGGGUUCCACCAGAGAAGCUCCUGAACGCGGCGUUGUUCACGUCAAAGUACUUUGUUCAGGAAAACUCCAAGUGGCGACUGAAAACUCUGCAGGAGUUUAAGGAGACCACUGGGAUGAAUCCAAAGAUGUCACUUUCCAAACCUUCAGCAACAAACCUGGAGCAGCUUAUCAAAGGCUCUAGAGGGUCUGUCUCAAAUCAGGAGCAGAGAGACGUGGAGCAGUUUCACGACCUGCUGAGUAAAAUGUUGAAAUUGGACGCGGAGGAGAGGAUUACGCCAUCGCAAGCCCUCGAUCACCCAUUUAUCACCAUGGAGCACUUCACUGAUGGUGAUGACUACAUGAGGAACGCUCACGAGUUAAUGCGUGUCACUGAGGCUGAGUUUGGACAAUCACAACGAGACGCAAACCAAGACAUUGCUGAGAUGGACUUAAGAGUUCCUAAAUCAGUCAGCUAUUCAUCACAGGACAGUAUCUGGGAUUUGGAGGACAACAUGGUUUUCAUUGCCAGUCCCGAUGACUGCAGUAAAUCCAAAAGCCAAAAAAACGUGGCUACCAAAAACUGUCAGGGAGUCUCCAUAGUUAAGGGAGAAGACACAGUUGGAGUACCCUUAGAAGUGGAUGUUUGCAAAAUCAAACAAGAUGAACCAAAACUUGCAAUGGAGACAGACACAGAAACUAUUUUGCAAACACUGAAAAAGGAGCUGCCUGACUGCGGUGAAAUACUGGAGGACAUUGAGAACCUAUUCCAGGAUGGAGAUGCUACAGAAGCGGAGAUUAGCCGACUGACCCAGAAAGCCUCCAGGAACCAGCUGGAAAGUCCCCCUGGCUGGAAGGUCCCCCUGACUUGA